AGUCAGUAAUUCCAUGCGCAUACGUGACAACCCAACUGUCAAAUUUGACAGUGACGUAACCGCAUUUAGCACCGAAAUUAUGUGAUAUCAGUGAAUUAAAGUGUCGUUUUGUGCAGGUGAGGAUGGGCCAGCACGUGUCUCGGACCGAUUUCGAGUGGGUCUACACGGAGGAGCCCCACGCGAGCCGGCGAAAAAUAAUUCUAGAAAAGUACCCACAAAUCAAGAAAUUGUUCGGUUACGAUCCCAAUUUCAAAUGGGUAGUUACCAUGAUGGUAUUAACGCAAUUUGUGAUGCUGUUUGUGAUGAAAGACAGGUCGUGGCCGGUGAUUUUCUUGGUGGCUUAUUGUUUUGGAGGCGUUAUCAACCAUUCGUUGAUGUUGGCAGUACAUGAAAUUUCGCAUAAUUUGGCCUUUGGGCAUGGCAGGCCCAUGUGGAACAAGGUGUUUGGCUUUUUCGCCAAUUUGCCCAUCGGCAUACCCAUCUCGAUCAGCUUUAGGAAGUACCACCUGGAGCACCACAAGUACCAGGGUGACGAGAUUAAAGACACCGACAUCCCCACGUAUCUCGAGGCCAAGCUUUUUUGCACCACUUUUGGCAAAUUCAUUUGGGUUUUACUACAGCCCUUCUUUUACGCAUUUAGGCCUCUCGUGACGUACCCGAAGCCGCCAACGAUGCUCGAAAUAGUCAACACUGUGAUACAAAUAAUUUUCGACGCUUUCGUUGUCUACUAUUUCGGAGGCCGCGUUCUAGGUUAUUUAAUUUUCGGUUCUGUGAUGGCGAUGGGUUUGCACCCAGUUGCUGGGCAUUUUAUUUCCGAGCAUUACAUGUUCAAGAAAGGCUAUGAAACGUACAGUUAUUAUGGGCCUUUGAAUUGGAUUACUUUUAAUGUGGGGUACCAUAACGAACAUCAUGAUUUUCCCUAUGUGCCAGGCUCACGUUUGCCAGAGGUGAAGAAAAUCGCACCGGAGUUUUACGAUACGCUCCCACAACAUAAUUCGUGGACGGCUGUUUUGUACGAUUUUGUCAUGGAUCCAGACGUGGGGCCCUAUGCGAGGAUUAAACGCAAGUCCAGAGGGCUUGAUUCGUAAUUUUUUCACCAAAGAUCAACGUAUUCAAAAUUUUAUUAAUGGUUUUGAUCUCAAAUAAAUCUGACAAGUUUCGUGUAUUCAGAGGUCAUUAAAUUAUUGUUCUAUGUUACCGAGUGAAUUGUUCUAACACACAAUAUUUUUUUAUAACUUUAUAAUUGUCAAUAAAGAAAUAUUUUUAAAAGUA
Messenger RNA from Tribolium castaneum (red flour beetle), 1272 nucleotides. RefSeq names its product infertile crescent (gene ifc). Gene Ontology annotation, biological process: ceramide biosynthetic process. The record is from RefSeq and is a predicted model, not a curated record. The transcript has 5 exons. Gene Ontology annotation, molecular function: sphingolipid delta-4 desaturase activity. Gene Ontology annotation, cellular component: membrane. The coding region runs from base 123 to 1088 and encodes 321 amino acids. Lineage: Eukaryota; Metazoa; Arthropoda; Insecta; Coleoptera; Tenebrionidae.